GCGCCAGUGGUAAUGGUGGUGGCCGUGUCGCGUACGCGUUGGCGAAUUCGAGCGAGGAGAGGGCCGAGCUCACCCGUCGGCAUUGAUAACAGCGGGUGGCCCGCCGCGACAGUCGGAGCCGGUCGCUCGUCGUGCGAGCGUCGUGACGUUGGCGUUCCUCGUGCUCGAUCCACGAACGACGCGGACUUGCCAGUCGCCCGACGACGUUCACUCGGUGGUCCGUCCCCGCGGUCAGUGCUUUGUCCGUUUUUUGUGCGCGAUCCGCGAGUGUCCCAGUGUGCCCAGUGUGUGAUCGACGAUGAGCGUGGCUGCGGCAGAUAGGACUGCGUCGCAGUUUUGAUUGAUACCGUCUUCACGGUGGCGACUUUCACGGCGACGUCGUUGAUUUAGACGGCUGCUGGUUUGAAAAUCUUGGAGAUCUUUCGCUUUCCCGCACAUAUUUCCUGUGUACGUGGGAAGUUGAAGUUUUUGCCGAUAAUCGACUUAGCAUCUGCCGCUUAACAAGACAAGUAUAAUUAUCGGGGAUACGAGGAGGACCGUUUCGUGAGCAGAUAUCCGCUUCGUAAAGAGCAUCUCUGAUAGCCGAUAGAAGCCGGGUCGAAUCCUAAGAUUGGAGUAAAUUGACAUUCUAUGGAAAAAAUGCGUUCAUCAUUCAUGAUCACGAGAUCGCUAUAAUUGGAGUCGGCGUAACCAGCUGGGGUUUCUACUAUAUCCAAAAACAAGAAAGUCUCCAGUUGAAUGAAGCGACAAAGCGGUACGAGAAUGCGGUGACGUUGAGAAACUGCUUGACUCGAAACUACAUAUCGUAAUGCACAUAUGCGAAUUAUUAAUUGAAACAUAAAAAAUCAUAUCCAAUUUACGACGCCGAUUGAUGCAAGACCAUUUUACCGUUCCACAUUGACGCAAGAACCAAAUGCGACAUAUCGAUUGCUAAACGUAUCACCUAAACGUAUAUCAUUAAAACUCGAUAUACGUCUGCCACGAUAUUGUAUAUAUAUAUAUUAAACUACUGGAAAAUUAGUUUCGCACAAUUUAGAGAUCUGCUUUAUCUCAUCUCGUGUGAUCUAGCGUGACGGUGUCGUGGGAGAUCAACUUUGAAGGUACAGUCUCGCCGAAACGGACGAUAAAACGCAUGUACACUGUCACGAAAGGUUAUCGAUGUUACACGUCGGUGACUCUCAGACAUUUCGAUUAGGAUAAAUCAUCGUUCUCCGGAGCCGAGGCUCAGCUCGCUGUGAAAUUCCUGGCGCGGUUGCUCGUGAAAGGAACGCGUCUCCCGUGGAUCUCCUCUCUCUCUGCCCGGGCGUUUAAUUAGCGUCCUCGAUCGUGUAGAAAGGAGGAAGCUAGCCUAGGCGCCCGGACCUUUCGACGUUACACGCCGAGAGCCGACCGGAGGGAGGCCGAAGAGGGACGAGAGGAUGUUGCUGAGGUAACACGACAUUUCGAGGCCGCACGAGAAGUACGAUAAUCAACGGCGCGGGAAGGUGUCGAUCGCAGCGGACGCAUAAAGGAAGGAUCGUAGACCGGCGGCGGAAGGAUGGGUUUCCCCAGGAGAAGGUCGCUGUGGUUGAAGGUGGCGGUGCUGGCGACCGCCGUGUGGGUGACCGUCUGUUUCCUACUCUACACGGAGGAUCGAGCGGCGGCGGCCUCCAUCCAGGGACUGGCGCCGUCGGGCGUCGCGAUGCCGCAGCAAGCGGCGGCGAACGGCUUUAUGCCGCCCGCGGCGCCGUUUAGGAAAGAAACGACCGGCAAUGUGAUCAGCAACAGAGCGAAGAUCAAUCAAGCCGGCCCGGAGCAAGAUUCCAUAGGUGAUGGAGUGUUGGCUGUACCACUAGAUGCUGUUGCACCCGGCGAGAUGGGCAGGCCUGUAAUAUUGCCGACCAACAUGUCCGCGCAGACGAAGAAGCUCGUGGAUGAUGGCUGGCUCAACAACGCGUUUAAUCAGUACGCCAGUGAUCUAAUCUCCGUGCACAGAUCCUUGCCCGAUCCACGCGAUCAAUGGUGCAAGGAGUCUGGUAGGUACUUGAAGGACCUUCCGCCUACAGCGGUAAUUAUCUGCUUCCACAACGAAGCCUGGUCCGUGUUGCUGCGUACGGUGCAUUCCGUGCUGGACAGAUCGCCGGAGCAUCUCAUACAAGAAAUCAUUCUGGUAGACGAUUUCUCCGACAUGCCUCAUCUCAAGCGCCAGUUGGAGGACUAUAUGAUGAAUUAUCCGAAGGUGAGAAUUAUCAGGGCGAACAAACGAGAGGGCCUUAUCAGGGCGCGUCUGUUGGGCGCCGCGGCAGCCAAAGCUCCGGUGCUCACGUAUCUGGACAGCCAUUGCGAGUGUACGAAGGGCUGGCUGGAGCCACUUCUGGAUCGGAUCGCCCGCGACCCGACGACGGUAGUUUGUCCGGUGAUCGAUGUUAUAGACGACACCACCCUGGAAUACCACUGGCGCGACUCGGGCGGCGUAAAUGUCGGUGGAUUCGAUUGGAAUCUCCAGUUCAAUUGGCACGCCGUGCCAGAGAGGGAGAAAAAGAGGCACAAAAACUCGGCCGAACCCGUUUGGUCGCCCACGAUGGCUGGCGGCCUCUUUUCGAUAGAUCGAACCUUCUUCGAGCGAAUCGGCACGUACGACAGCGGCUUCGACAUCUGGGGCGGCGAGAAUCUUGAAUUAUCAUUUAAAACCUGGAUGUGCGGAGGCACUCUGGAAAUCGUGCCGUGCUCGCACGUGGGCCACAUCUUCAGGAAACGCUCGCCUUACAAGUGGCGCAGCGGCGUGAACGUGCUCAAGAGGAACAGCAUAAGGCUGAGCGAAGUGUGGCUGGACGAGUACGCCAAGUACUACUAUCAGAGGAUAGGUCACGACAAGGGGAACUACGGCGACGUAUCUGAGCGAAAGGCUCUUAGGAAGAAACUGGGGUGCAAGUCGUUCAAGUGGUACCUGGACAACGUUUACCCGGAACUCUUCAUUCCGGGUGAGGCGGUCGCCUCUGGAGAGGUCCGAAAUCUUGGCGAGGGCGGUAACACGUGCCUGGACUCGCCCGCUCGCAAGGCCGAUUUGCACAAACCGUGCGGACUAUAUCCCUGUCAUCGACAGGGUGGAAAUCAGUACUGGAUGCUCAGCAAGACGGGCGAAAUCCGUCGGGACGAGUCGUGCCUGGACUACAGCGGCAGCGACGUUAUUCUCUACCCAUGCCACGGAAGUAAGGGGAAUCAACAAUGGAUCUACAAUUCUCAGACUAAUCACAUCAGGCACGGUAGCAGCGACAAAUGUCUGGCGAUCACGGAGAACAAGCAGCAACUGGUGAUGGAGGAAUGUUCGUCCAACGCCCCGAGACAGAGAUGGUCCUUCGAGAAUUACGAUCCGUCGAAGCUGUGAUACCGCGCUUUCUCACGCCGUCACUCGCACAAUCGUGGUCACGGUCCCGAGCGCGCCUGGCUGCCUGGGAAACGUUACUCGAUCGCCAAGACCCGGUUUGGCAGAUAAAUCUCGACGGAUUCCACCAGAAAUCGCAGAGACUACUCCCGUUCCGAUGGAAUCGCUUGACGGACGCCGACUCAAGCUCCACGCGUUUCCUCGAUGUUCGCCGAGGAAUGCCGAACUGUCGGAAGGAUGAAAGGUCCGUCGUCCUCUCGGCGAGCCCGAAGUGUGUGUGAAAUAAAACGGAAGAUCGAUUGAAGAUGCAACGAAACGUUUGCGAGGACAAUACACUUAGAGAAUUUUGUACUCGAAAAGCUGCAUUUAAUUAGAAUAAGUUUGCGAUGCGCACGUCGCUCGAAUCGAUUAUGAUUUGAGUUUCAUGUUGUAGCCCUAAGUACUAAGAGUAUUACGAGAGAUUAGUCCGAACGUGAUCGUGGACGAACGUGAUCGCAUCGACCAUCGAAUUAGCUCUCGAUCAUCACUUUCGUUCGCUGAUCAUUUGCGCUUCCACGAAGGACCGAGGAGGAAGCAGGAUGCUCGAUGUUAUCAUCGGGAACGAUGCGCGCCGUGUCGAUCCCUGCGAGCGAAUCGUCGAUUGUUUGUCUUGAAUGAUGAGUAUAGCGAAUUGUAUUUCUCUUUAUCCCUCUGCGUGUUACGGCAAUUUUCGAGAACAAACUGCAGAAAUGUCUUCGACGAGUUUAAACGCGACCGUUACCUUUAGGAAAGUCAAGUGCCAAAUUUCACAAAUACUCCCGCCCAUUUUAAGCUCGCUGUAACCGGAGACGGACUUCGGUGCAGAGCAAAAUAACGAAAUACGCACCAAUGUAACUGUAAUAAAAACGUGUAGUCGCGUGUACCGUAAUGAUUUCAGAAGAUUGUAUCGAUGGACGAUAUCUGUGAGCAUUCGUGCCCUUCUGCUGUACUCUUGGUGUGCCAUGUGCGAGUCCGAGGGAAAAACACGAAGAGAAUUACAAUUCCCUUAACGCAAGUUGCGUUUGAAUAAUUUGCAUUGUUCUCACGCAACGGCUCACGAGAUAGCAUGCAUCUUAUGUAACAGAGAUGUUUUACCUUCAAGUUAUUUCUGAUUGCGCGUUUCUCGAUAUUCGAGAAGUAUUUCGAAGAUAAAGUUGUCGCCAAUGAGGACACGAGCAAUUUUGCUCUACUGCUCCAUUUUAUUUCGAAGGCAUGCAAUAAGUUCAACCGAUCACUGUCCGUAUCAUUCCUUAUAUUGAAUAUCCUUAAAUAAUUGCCAGACGUCAUAGUCGACAUCACUAAUCGACGAUUCAAUCAUCCGCGACGGCGUUUGCCGAUCGCUCAUAGUCUCUGUCUUGCUUAAUAGUCUGUUGCCUCUACGGAGGUAAAUUCCACAUUCCAGACUCACCGAACGAAGACGUCGACGAACAAAAAAAGAAUAUAUUUUCUUUUUAGUUUUUAAUUUAGGUACUUGCGUAGAUUUAAUUAGGAACAACGCAGGGGGAGGGGGAGGAGCGAUAAAACAUUCCGGUCACGAAUCGUUUAAUUCUACUUGUACAAUACAUUUGUGUAAGAUACAAUGUCUUGAUGCCAGUUCAGAGAACGUAAGUACCGCCUAAGUAGGUCUAAGAGAGUGUUACUAAGUAUGUGAACAUGUAUGAGUUAUUAAUCGUGAGCGGAUCGCUUCGCUUUUGACAGCCGCGAACGGCUCGCGAUUGUGAAUCAGCAAUUAGUUGGACAUAUUAUAAAUUUGCUAGCGAAUACUUCAUGAAAAGGUACACUUUUACAAGGAAACAUGAAUUGUUUCUUAUAAUUUUUAGCUACAUAUCACUAUACGAGCGCGAUUAAGAAUCAAUCGCGAAUAAUACAGUCUUCGUAUAAAAAUAAGAUUUUAAUCUAAAAUACAUUAACGUGUCUUUACCUGUUAGUUACGUGUUUAAAAAUUUAUAACAUGUUCGCCUGAGAAAGAGGUCUAAUUUAAAACUAGGGACGCGUGUGAUUUAACAGUUUUAUCCGUCAAGUUCUUUAGGUAUUCAGAUUUUAAAAAUAAUUUUUACGUGCCAACAAAAUUAAUACUGUUAUAUGUUAUGUAAAAAUACACAAUAAAAAAUGAAAUCGACAAUUGUAAAGGCACUGGCCUAGAUCAUUAAUUCUUCUACGAAUCAUGUAUGUGUAAUUUUAUUUAUUUUUUUCUCUUUUGCGUUACGUUUGAAAAUACAAUUAUAAAAUUUUAUAUGUCGAAGAAAUGUAGCGAAGGAAAUUUAAAUAUCGUGCGUGGAACUUUUUCUUUAUGAGAGUUGUGAAAAAGCGUACAUAGCUCUGUUAAAAUCAACCGAAUAAUGUCCAUUUCUACCAAAAUAGAUUUACUUUAAUCUCGAUUUAACCUACUCUUUAGUUUUUUGUAAUUUUUGCAAAUAAAAAAAGACAAUGAGUCGGUUACAUAAACCCAGAUCAAAGUUAAUCUAUCUUGGUACAUGAAAAGAACGGUUUUGCUGAAAUAUGUAAAAAUUUAGCUCAAUAGAUCUGCAAUUUUCUGCAUAAUUUUUGUUAGAACCCUGAAAUUAAUUGUAGAACGCUCAAAUUGGUGGUUGUUAGAAUGUUAAAAUUUUAUACAGCCUCGCUCAUCAUGUGUUAAACGUCCUUCAUAAUUAUUUCAUGGUCCAACGAAAUUAUUUUCAUAUCUGAAUCCGUAGCUUUUUUAAAUAUUUGAACAAAAUCAUUCUUUCCGCGUGGAAAUGGCUAUAAGAUAUUCAAAACGCGCAAUGAAAAUUUAAGAGUUGCACGGCUGCACUUUUUGCGCGACGGUGCGAGCCGUAAAUUCGCAUGUAAAUUAGUGUAUGAGUGCAUUAAAUAUUAAUUGCGGAAAAAAAUUCGCAUAGAGAUGAAAAGAGAGGAGAGAAGACGGCGAGCGCCGGCCCGCAUACGAGUGCGUUGUUUAAAAUUAGACACGACUAAUUAGCGAUUCUCAUUUUAUCGAUUUAAUCGAACGCCGCAAUUUUCCCAAUGCGAAACACGAGAUGGGCAGUUGAGUAACUUUUAGGAGUGUGAUUGUGCAAGUCGCGGAUAAUCUGGCGUGCGAGAAUCCACCUCGCGAUUCGUUCCUAAUGGUCCGACGCGAGCAGGCACGGAGCACGAGUGCAGACGGAGAUGCGUUUAUACAGAUUAUACAUAUAUAUAUAUAUAUAUGACAUUUUCUACAUUUGGUAAGGACGUUGCAUAUCGUGAGGGAUGGAGACAAUUGAUAGUAAUUGUAAAUGUGUAACGCGCGACCGCCGGAGAAAGAAAGAGACGCGUGUUCUCUGCGUACACGGCGCCCGUCGCGCAUUUAAUUAUAUAAUAUCAAACGUGCCUUAUUUCGUGUAUAUAUGAAUAUUAUUAUCAUUAUUAUAUCAUUACUACAAACCUCUAUCAUAACGUGCAAGUAUUUGUGUUAAAUAAAUCGAUGUUGUUUUAUGUUA
Molecule: messenger RNA, 6837 nt
Organism: Monomorium pharaonis (pharaoh ant)
Lineage: Eukaryota; Metazoa; Arthropoda; Insecta; Hymenoptera; Formicidae
Gene: Pgant9
Product: putative polypeptide N-acetylgalactosaminyltransferase 9
Exons: 14
Coding region: 1538-3364 (608 amino acids)
Cellular component (GO): Golgi apparatus
Source: RefSeq, a predicted model, not a curated record